Molecule: messenger RNA, 4246 nt
Organism: Branchiostoma floridae (Florida lancelet)
Lineage: Eukaryota; Metazoa; Chordata; Leptocardii; Amphioxiformes; Branchiostomatidae
Product: atrial natriuretic peptide receptor 1-like
Exons: 16
Coding region: 3-2084 (693 amino acids)
Biological process (GO): intracellular signal transduction; protein phosphorylation; cGMP biosynthetic process
Molecular function (GO): ATP binding; guanylate cyclase activity; peptide hormone binding
Source: RefSeq, a predicted model, not a curated record
GGAUGCGGCCUGGCCCGAGCAUGGUGCUCCUUGAUGAACGCUCCCGUGACUGGCGCGGGAGGGAUUCCAACUUAUCCCUGAUGGAUGGACAGAUCCAGUCCCAACAGUUUGCAGAUGCUGGGUACUGUAAAGUGGCCGAUGAGGCGACAGGCAACACGCAAUGGCAGAGAGUUCGGAUCAAGAAGACGUGCUACACAGGCGUGGUGCAGAUCAGCGACCGCGAGAUUGUUCUCGAAUUGAAGGAGAUGAGAGACUUGAGCAACAGCCACGAUCAUUUGGUGAGGUUCGUAGGAGUGUGCAGGGAACACUUCGAUAACCCCACCAUGAUCCUGACAGAGUACUGUCCCAAAGGCAGCCUCAUGGAUGUUCUGCAAGAUGAAAGAGUGAAGCUAGACUGGGUAUUCCAGUGCAACCUUAUGAACGACAUCAUCAAGGGAAUGCGUCACAUUCACAGCAGUAAACUGCGUUCCCAUGGUAACCUGACGUCAUCCAACUGCCUGGUUGACGCCCGAUUUGCAGUGAAGAUCGGCGAUUUCGGACUGCCUUCCUUCAGAUCUUCUUUGGGGGAAGGAAGACUCUCCUCAGAGCCAUGCGAGGGCGAGAUGACGCAUGCCUUUUACGAAAAGAAAUUGUGGUGCGCCCCAGAACUGUUGCGGCAAAAGAACCCACCGAAGGAGGGGACACAGAAAGGAGACAUCUACAGCUUCGGCAUCAUCAUGCAGGAGAUCAUGUUGCGUGAGGGGCCUUUCUUCGUGAAAGAUGAUGACUCGAUGAUGGCAAAAGCCAAAGUAGAGCACGUCAUGUUGGCAAAGACCGACUCCAGAGGAAGACUGUUUCGGCCGACGCUCCCAACACUGGACGACAUGGAGGAUAUAGAACUGGAGGACGACAUGCAGCCUGCCGUCAACUCCAACGCCAACGCUACCAUCCCGGAACAAAACUCAUCAAACUCCCCUGCAAAGGACAAGGUUCCACAUUCUCAUUCCAGGAGCUCCGACAUGGUACCGCUCGUCCCUCGUGAUAAGAGGAAGGACAGAAGAAAAGAGAUGAUGAGCAGGUUCUUGGAGGAGGUCCAACGACUGAUGUCGGAGUGUUGGCAGGAGGAUCCCAUCCAGAGACCCGACUUCAAUCAUUUGUUCAGCCACGUGCGCAAGUUUCUUGGCAGGGACAAGACACUUGUGGACAACUUGCUGGGCAGAAUGCAGAAGAUUGUGAGCAAUCUGGAAACCAUCGUGGACAAACGGACGGAGGAGUUACGGAAGGAGAAAGAGAAGUCAGACAUGCUACUCUACAGGAUGCUGCCUAGUUCCAUCGCGGAUCAGUUGAAGUCUGAUCAGAGGGUCCAGGCGGAAAAGUUUGACUGCGUCACCAUCUACUUCAGCGAUAUCGUUGGAUUUACCGCCUUGGUGCAUAAGAUGAAGCCAAUGGAGGUGGUCACGUUACUGGAUGACUUGUACAAAAUGUUCGACCAAAUCAUCGAUGAAUUUGACGUCUACAAGGUAGAGACUAUAGGGGACGCGUACAUGCUGGUGUCCGGCCUUCCACGGAGAAACGGCAGCGAACACGUCAAGGAGAUCUCUCGGUCUGCACUCGGGAUUCUCCGGGGAGUCGCCGGCUUCAAGAUUCGGGGCAGACCGGACGAGGUGCUGAAAAUCCGCAUCGGCAUUCACUCGGGUGAGUGUGCGGCAGGUGUGGUGGGAGAGACAAUGCCUAGGUACUGUCUGUUUGGAGACACGGUCAACAUUGCCUCCAGGAUGGAGUCUACGGGCGAUGCUAUGAAGAUUCAUGUGUCUGAGGACUCUUACAACCUACUUGAACCUUCAGGAAACUUCAAGUUGGAAUACAGGGAACCGAUCUUUGUAAAGGGACGGCCGCAGAAAAUGAAGACAUACUGGCUGAUCGAGGAAACAAACGUCCCUGUGCCUAACGGAAUGGUGGCUGGCACGGGAAACUCGAUAUCCCUUCCACAAUUGCAGUCCGACCAAGGAGACAAACCACCGAGUAUAGUAACCAACCCACCAAACAGAGUGACCAACCAACUGACCGGACCCUCUCCUUACUACAGCGUAGAAACCGUAUGCUAAUACAAGACGUCUACGUUAAAGUAUUGCGGUAACAAUGUAACAGUUAUUAGGGAUGUGCAGAUGAAACAUUCUAUGACUGAAAACAGGAUGACUUUGUACAGAGAUUGUCCAUAGAAUUGGUUUUAAUGUUUAUACUGUGUACCUGUACUAUACAUGUAUUUCAACUAGUUCACAGUGUAUCAGACGAACAAUACAGGUCUCUGGUGUAUUGUGUGCGGGUCAACAAUCAUGAUGUAUGUGCUCGAUGCACUCUGUAGAUACGAGAGCGAAGGGAAAAGUCCAUGUACAGUUUUUCUGAUGUUGUGCAAGGGUGUUUCUGUCAAGCACGCCACAGUCUCGGUCAAUAUCAUUCUGUUGACUCAUUCUCAUGCCGUGCGGCCGAUCUUGAUCCAUGCAAAAAUUCACAUUUGACACGAAGACAAGUGUGUCAUUCAGGAAAUCUUACUGCAAAAUUUAAAAAAAGGGAGCAGACUGAAAAGUCUUGAUCUUGAGUUAUUUUGAAUUGCCUUCUCUGUAUACGAGGGCUCAAAUGAAAACUUCCGGGACGAUGGUUCCAGAAGUUAUCAAAUUAUGAUCCCCUCACAUUAUUGAUGAAGAAGUACAGCUGAUGUGACCCGACCUUACGGUGCGACUUUAUGUCAGUGACAACCACUGGCAUUCAUUCUGUGAAGAAUGGGUGGAUAUUAGUAAAAUACACCCAAAUAGUAGUAACUGUCAUACACUACUUACAAAACUUUCAAUUGUGCCUCAUGACAUGUUAUGAUGUUGAGAUGGUGAGUCUGCGCCAUCUAUUGACUUAACGUAGAAUUUUACCAGACUACAAAAUGUGCGAAAAAUACAUCGAUGGCCAAUUACUAGUUUGUUAACUUUGGUCGUCGAAACGUGACAAAACACCAAUGUUGCGACUGUGACCAUGUUAUCUUGAAAACAUACAGAGCGAAUGCUCGAUUCCAGAAUGUAGCUUUAUACGUUAUGAAUACUUGGCGAGUGACUGGCGAGCGCAAGAAUAUCAGCUGUAUUUUCUUAUGCCAUUUUGGUUGUUUUCUUUGUUACGAUCAAGAUCCAAAACAUGUUCAGUAUCCUCGUGGAAGGAGAUAAAAUUCUCAAUUUUUAUGUGUCAGCAAUUUGUUAUGUGUUUGGGAUAUUUUUGCGUUAAGGAAGUAAGUGUUGGUGUACUUCGAGCAUUUGGAAACACGAUUGUUGUCGUCAGAUGAGUGUUGAUGUGGCUUGUUGAUGUGGAUAGAAUGUACAGAUAUACGUCGCCAGAAACAAAUGGGUUGUCCGAGUUUUGAUGUUUACUGAUUGUCUCACAGAUUAUAUUGACCUGACAUGAAACCACAGUGUCUUUGAGGGAACACCUGACGUUAUUCGUUGUCUUAGCGUUCUAGAACUGUAGACAUGAACGUGUAAUAUGUUUUACCCUGGAUAUAAACAACGAGUCGUUCUUGACAUACACGGAUUUUUCGAUAUAAUUGUAAAUUUCAAUACUUCGUCAUCAAAAACGGCGGUAGCCAAGCGGGGUGGUCGGUCGGCCACAAAUCCCUUCUCUAGCUUUCUUUAAGGGCGGUCCUAGUUUUGAUGUUUACAGAUUGUCUCAUAGAGCAUAUUGACCUGACAUGUGAAUACUGUCUAAAGAGAACACCACACAUUCCCUGUUGUCUUAGCGUUCUAGAACUGUAAAAAUGAUAGUGUAAUAUGUUUUACCCUGGAUAACAAAGAACCCAUACUUGUACAUGCCAAUACGAUACAUAAAGAUACAACACCUGUUUACAUUGGCUAAGAAAAUAAGUUACCAACUUAAGUACUUACAUACUUGAUCACGUACUUGCUAACAAACUGCAAUGGGAAGUAAAUGCUUCACAACGAAAGCGGAAAGGAAAUGUCAGUGUUUCUGUUUGUGUUUCUGUUUGAAAAUUGUCCCAUGGUUGUUUACUCCAAUGAGCAUUUCAUGGGAAAUAGUGUUAUAAAACACCGUGUACAGUGGAUACUACUUGAAGGAACAGAUUGCGUAGAAGUCGAGGUUGUAAAUGCUGUCAGUUCUUUGUUUGUUCUGUGAAGUAAAGAUGUUACUGUAGAGGGUUAUUACAGAGACUGUGUUCCUUUAUAGUUGAUCCUAAACUUCGGCGCCCUUGGAAGACAAUAAAACGGACUAUUUUACUUGA